AUGCAGCUUCUCUCACUCGCCGUGAGCGUCCUCUCGGCAGUCUCUCUCGCAGCAGCCCAGGUCAAUCAUUCGUCGCCUCUCGUCGUUGAGACCAAUGUCGGCACAUUCCGGGGCAUCAACACCACCUCCGGCGUGAGGGCUUUCUUGGGCAUUCCAUUUGGUAAGAGCACGAAUGGAUCACGCCGAUUCCGACCGCCCCAGCGUGCGUCAAUACUCCCACGAGGAACAAUCUUCAACGCUACAUCUUACGGCUUGAGCUGCCCUCAAAACAAAGGCUCAAGUUAUCAGGGAUUCGAUCUAGUCACCGCUGGAGGCAACGGUAACUUCUCUGAGGGCGACGAUUGCUUGAAUCUCAACAUCUGGGCACCAUCCGUCGAGCGAUUGAACAAGACUAGCUCCGGUGCUGCAGUACUCGUUUGGAUUUUCGGUGGGGCCUAUACCUUUGGCUCAGGCGCUGUUCCUGACUACAACGCCACAAACUUUGUCAAAGCCAAUGAUGAUCUCAUUGUCGUUACAUUGAACUACAGAGUCUCCAUGUUUGGCUUCCCUGCCGGUGCUGGAGACUCUGUGUCUGCGCAAGACACCAACCCUGGUCUGUACGACCAGCGUAUGGCUGUUGAAUGGGUCUACAACAAUUGCCGCGCCUUUGGCUGCGACCCUGAGCGCAUCACCAUCUUUGGCGAAUCUGCCGGUGCAUCCUCUGUGGCAGCCUGGCCAUACGCAUACGAAUGGGACCCUAUCGUGAAGGGUCUCAUCAUGCAAUCUGGAACAGAGACUCUCUUCGGAUCAUUGGCUCCCGGAAAUCAGUCAGUUGCAGGCAGCAGGUGGAAUACUAUUGCCAACUCGAGUGGCUGCCCCUUGAAUUCCACAAAGAAGGCACAGUUCGAAUGUUUACAGAAUCUUCCUUUCAAAACUCUUCAAGACGCCAUCAGCAACGCCUCUGCUAGUGUUACAGGCGGCUUCCAACCUCAAAUCGAUAAUCGCACUGUCUUCUCUCAGGCCGAGUACUCUCGUAGACGCCGGGCAGGCGAUUUUGCCAAGCUUCCUGUCUUGGUGGGCAACAACAAUGACGAAGGUACCAUCUUGACGGCUCUGAGUCCUGGUGUCCAACCUUAUGAGCUCGGACAGUUUGGCUUCACUUGUCCGUCUGCAUUGAUCGCCAACUCUCGUGCCAAUGCGUCAGUGCCAGCUUGGCAGUACCGCUACCUGGCCAUGUGGCCGAACCUCAACCCAUUCCCGGCAUUCGGAGUCUUCCAUUCGAGUGAGAUUCCAAUGGUCUUUGGCAACUACAACCGCACCUUGCCGGGCUCCCUCAAUGCGACUUCAGAGCAAAUUGCCACUUCCAGGGUCAUUCAGGGCGGUUGGGCAGCCUUUGCUCGUGACCCACAAAAGGGUCUGAUCAACUAUGGCUGGCCUUCAUAUGUCAAGAACGGUACUACCUUGAUUCAGCUCGGCAAGAAUAACCAGAGCACUGUGACAUUCAACAGUUCUACUGCAUACAACACUGGCUGUGCUGCACUCUUCCCAGAGCUGGCCUGA
Messenger RNA from Protomyces lactucae-debilis, 1539 nucleotides. Its product is annotated as Alpha/Beta hydrolase protein. The record is from RefSeq and is a predicted model, not a curated record. Lineage: Eukaryota; Fungi; Ascomycota; Taphrinomycetes; Taphrinales; Protomycetaceae. Gene Ontology annotation, molecular function: carboxylic ester hydrolase activity. The transcript has a single exon. Bases 1 to 1539 code for a protein of 512 amino acids.